Molecule: messenger RNA, 7757 nt
Organism: Spirodela intermedia
Lineage: Eukaryota; Viridiplantae; Streptophyta; Magnoliopsida; Alismatales; Araceae
Source: the annotation of a GenBank genome assembly
AUGGCGAGGGUACUGGAUUCUCAUUACUUGGCCAUCACUGCUAUUGUCACGGUAAUCCUCUCCCUCUCCUUCUCUCUAUGGCCGUACGUUUCAUUCGACUCCCAUUUCCUUGCCCUCACAGCUCUCAUCACGGUAAAUUCUCGCCCCUCCCUCUCCCGUUUCCCUAUUAGACCGUCAGAUGUUUGCUACGGUGGGUUUGACUUUGUUGAGUAUUUUGCGCGUUUCAGGUCUUCUAUCAGUUCAUCUUCUUCGUUAUCACUGCGCUUCUCAAGUUCGACAAGAUCACGGAUUUCGCGGGUGAUCCAUUCAUUCCCGUCUUUUCGUCAGUUCUUCACUGGCUCUUGCCAUCUGCUCAAGGGAACACUAGAAUUGACAUCUAUAUAGGCAUCGAAAUGGUGUAAUGAGUCUAGAAUGUGUAUAUAGUGGAAGCAACCCAAUGGCCACUCGUUUGAUAUCAUGACUGCCCCCUAAAGGGCUUGGGUGAAAUGAGCUGGGUGAGAGCCUGGGAGAAGCAAUUGAUUCGAGAACAAAGGAUGGCUGUAGGCUGUAGGUCCCCGGAAGAAAGAUAGAUAAGUAGAGAGUUAUAUCGUUUGGCCAGUCUUGAGGAGACUACUCUUAUUAUAUUGAUGAUUUCACUAGAUAAACAACAUCAAAACGGAGCCAGGCAUGUAGAAGGUUGAGGGGUAGAGUAUUGAUGGGGGAGAGUACCUGAUGAUGAGAGAUGAAUACAAUAAUAUUUCACUUGAAUUUCAAAAAUUUACGGGACGUCAUUGAUUCGAUGUUCAUAUUCGUAGUUCAGCAAUCGAAAUGAAUGGAGAUUGGGAUAACCUUGAAUCCACAUUCUUUCACGUUGAAGCCUUUUUUUGAAAGUGGAUAGUUACCAUGUAAAAUAUUGCAAGUGGUGUCAAUGUAGGAUGACAAUCAUAUCAAAUAAAGCCCCUCUGUAACGACAACACUCUACACCUAGAUUAUAUAGACCCUAAUGUUACAGGGAGCAUGAAAAAUGAUGGAUUCGUACUCUUUUUCAUUGUACUCAGUUCUUUUCUCACACCUUUUAAGUCUUUUCAAGCUUUGCUGCUUGAAAAAGCAAUUCUUGUUUUUAUUCCCUAUGGGAAAGGAUCAUUUUAAGAAUUAGUCGGCAUACUUUGAUGUCCCUGUAAGAAUAAAGUCCUUUCUAGCUCGUAUCUGUCUGUGGGGGACGCUAACUUAUGCCUAUUAUUUCGACUUCGUUCUACCCAACCUCUUGUGAGAGAGUUAUCCAACUCCUCUUCCCAUAUAGGUUGUGGGAAGUACUGAAUUUACGGAUAGAAGUUAUCUGACGACAUAUAGGAAGUUGCACAUAUUAGAUCGUUAGCUGCAACAUCUUCCCUUUCAAUGACGAUGCAUAUCCCAGAACAUGUGAUACCAUAUGUUGCCCAGUGGCCACAUUUUGGAGUCAUGCGAUUGUACUUGCGUCCCUUUCUCGCUAUUGUAUCUUCCUAUAUAUGCCUUUGUCAUGGGAAAUGUGUUGGUCUGCAAGUAAGCUGAGUAGGUGUUGUAGUUAUCAAAUCUCACUACACCACAGUCAAAAGUGUAUCUAAUAUUUGCUUUAUUUGCUUCACUGAAUAGAAGAUGAAACUGCUCAUUUAAAGUUAGGAAUCAGCGUGUCCUAUUUUCUUAAAAAUGAUGUCUAUCUGUGUAUAUGUCUAUGUUCUAAUGUCGGCACCAUGUUAUCAACCAUUAGCACAUGCCAAGUCUCCAAUAUUUCUCACCUCACCCUCCUGACAGUACUCAUUGCAGUAGGUUGUGUAUCCCCGUAAUCUUGCUAUCGUUCAGUCCCACUUCAUACCCACCAACGCUUGCCUAGACUGCCAAAUUGAUAAAUUGAUGUCCCUGAUAUUGACGAUGCCUAGACUCUAAUUACCUUUGUGUUUGCAUAUUCUUCUGUAGCAGACACCAUGUCAGCUAGUUCCAUGUAUAUAGUUUCUAGCCUCUUUGCCUGAGUACUUGGAAUCCAAAAUAGGAACAAUCAACUUAUAGCAAUCUAAACAACAAAAUACAUAGUGAUGGUUUGGUGUCACUGAAGAGAAUAUUUCCUUCCCUUUCUAUCACUUGCCAUGGAAUAUAUCUGGAAUCUUCAUCCAAUCCGUGGAGUGGACAAUACUCUCAGUAAUCAGCAUCGUCCAAUAUGAGAUACGAAAAUCUCAAGUCCAAAAACAUAGUGAUGCUACUACUAAUUUCCCUUCCAUCAUUGUCCAAGAAUACUACUAAUGUAGUUUUAUAAUUCACCUCAAGUCCAGUAUUUUUAAAACAAUUUUGAAAUCAAUCUAAUUAGGUAUAUUUUUUUCUCUAAUUAAGGCCAUGCUUCUAUCGUUCAUACAUUUGAGAUAUUUACUUUUAACCCUCGUAGUUAUAGCCUAGAUCCUGAUAAGUUUUUUUGGGAUCACUGCAAAUAAUGUGUUGUUAAGGUACUCCUAGGAUAUUUCUCGUCAGAAAAAUACCUUUGUUGCUGUCAUCAUCUCUGUUGAACUUCUCUCCCAUUUUGAGGAUCAAACUAUGACAGUUUUUUGUAGCUCCUUUCUCUAUUUCAACUUCUCAAUAAAUGUGUUGAGAAUUUUUUUGGGGAUUUAUUUUUUAAUGUUUUCUUUUUAUAUUUCAAUUACAUCUAGUAUAUUCUUUUGUGUUUCGUGGUAAUGGAUGACCUCCACGAUCAAAUAAUGACCUGAGAAGACUCAAAUUACAUGAUUCAAUGGAACGUCUUGUCCUUUCAUGUUGGCUUUAUCUUUGGCUCUUAACUGCGAUCAGAAAUCUUAGACCACAUGAUGCUUUUCAAUGUCUCAAAAAGUCAAUAAAUUGCAAUGGUAUUUCACCCGGGAGUAAUCCCUGAGUCCAUUCGGAUCUAUUAGGUUGGGACUUUUAAUCUGCAUGGGGGUUGUAAUGGUUUUAUCGCCAACUUCGAGAAUAUGUAUGCUUCUGUGCUAUUCAAUGAUCUAUUAUUUAUAGUUUCUUGGGUCAAUUUUAUUAGAAGUGUAUAGUGACUGCGUCAGUAUAGGUUUGCAUUUUCUGAUUUCAAUAUAUGUUUAAGUGCACAUAGUAGCAUGAUUUGAAAGGUGGACAACAUUAUGGUCAUACUUCCCAUGCCCAUUAUCUUUUGUUUUGUGAGUGGUUUCUUCACAGGCGUUGUUGUGAAUUGAUGUUGUUUUAAGGCAUUAGGUAGACUCUGUGGUCCUCAGUUGCUGUCAUUUAUGCAUGAAUGUCUUCAUGAAAAUUGACACAGGCAGUAAAAAACCUUUCAUUUUCUUGUAGGAAGCACAAACUUUGUUAUAAUAGCAGUGCUGACACUUAUUUUGAAGGGAGAAUGGUAUUUCAGACAGGUACAUUUCUCCCUCAGAUUGUAGGCUAUCCAAUGCUUCUUUUUCAGUUACACGUGUGGUAUACAUAUGAUAAGAUUGUAUGAUAGUAUGUUUUUUUUUAUAGCAGUUCAUCUUCAUGUGUGAUUGAUGGCUUAUUCACAGCCUUCUGUUAUGAGCCAGUACGACAUUGAAAAUGUUGGCUCCAGCAGUUUGACCGAAGUUUCAGUGCUUUAUUUUCCAUGUCUUGAACCUGUUUUUGGAUCAUUCUGUAACUAAAAUGGUCAUUCUAUCAAUUUGUGUAAUGACCCGUGGCUACAGCGUUUUAGUAGAAUAUUAACCUUGAUGUUUCACGAAAGUUUGGAGUUCCAUUCUUGGCUACACUAUAUGUGGAUUUUCUAGAAUAAUUUAAGCUUCUCGACUAAUUGAUAUAUUCUACACAUCUUUUAGGAAUAAUUAAGGUUUUUUUUAUUAAUAUAUUUUUUAAAUAGUUGUGAUUUGCAUUGGGUAAGUCUUACAAAUAUUAGUCAUUCGUUUGACCUACUGGGCAUUCAACUGAUUCUGCGAGUCAUGGUCGAUUCUAGUCAUAAGGGUGAGUUGAGGGCGAGGUAAAGAGUUACGGACUCGGCUCUUGGAUGUCCAGAAAUUUUGUUAAAUUCUCUGGCGGUCACCUGCCAAAGCUACUGAGGCCAAGGUCGCAAUAAUAGUGUGGCUUGCUGGGCUAGAAGCCUUGAAACGAAGAGUAGAUGUAAUGUGGUAGAAAGUAAAGAAUUAGCUAAUCUGAUGUUUUACUCGAAGAAUCCUGCUACAGCUGCUAGGUUUGGUUACUUUUUAACGAUUAAUCAGAAGUCUUGCCCUUAUUAGAGGUAUUGAACGAAGUCUGCAAUGGUUUUGCCUUAUAUGGGACAGAUACUCGGUAGAAACUUUAUGUUUCUCGGAUGCUCCAGGAUGGAUAAAAAAUUGUUUGGUAAUUGUAACAUCUUGGUGAUAGUUUUUAUGCUGUCUGCUAUUGGGUGCUUUUCUGAACAUAUGGGAGAGUUUAACCAAGGUUAUCGUGCUUGGAGGCUGCACCUGGUUAUAAAGAAGAUAGAAAAUAGACGACAGUUGCAGAAUAAGGAAUGAUUGUAUUCUCCUGUUGUCGUUCAUAUAAUGACUACCUAGAUUUAGUAUGGUUAAUUUCUUCAUUUGUAAGUCCAGAUAUUAUCUUUAAUUCGUUGUUGCUUAGAUUUGGAUAAGUUCAGUUCUAAAGCCUUUUCCUCUAAUAGCUAUACUCCCAACAAUUAUAGUUUUUCAUUGGGCGCUAUGAGUAGUUCUUACAAUUGGGGGUACAAAAUAUUUGCUUGCAUCAUUUUGAAUCACUGUCACUGCCUAUGGGAGCUAUUGCUUCCAAUCAUAGGACAAUUGCCUUUCUUAUUAUUGAAGAAAUUCAGAUAGAAAGUGAGGGGAAGGAAAAGAAGAGGAAGAACCACAAAACGCUUGGUUGGGAUGUGGACUGUGGAGAGAAGCCUUUCUUACACAUUGACCCAAAGCUAGGUCCAAUGUUUAUGCUAUUGUGCCUGAAGACGUACAUAAGUGGGCCUGAGAUAGUUAGCCUAUUUCAUAAUGAAAAGGACAACUCAGAGACAAUCAAUGACACUUCUCAGUAUCACUUCCAUUAUUGUUUUAGUUAUUUAGAAUUCUACGAUCAAUUAUUCUAUGUUCUGCUCCUUAUAGAACAUUUACGUGCAUGUGUUGGAAGUUCUAGGUCGUAGGGAAAUAGUGUAAUUAGUUGAGGAUGUUUUUGGAAAAGUUGUGUAUUGUUACUCCCUAUAUAAUGGGGGUUAGAGUUGAAUGAAUCUUGAGGCGGUUUCCGCCAUUCUCCCCUCUGUCCUUCGUGACGAGGUUUUUUUUCUCCAUUUUCAACAAUCUGAAGUCAUUAUUGUUGUAGAAAUGGCUACCACUUGGUGAUAGCAAGCAUCCAAUUAUGUUUCUGUUGUAUAUACUGUCAUCGAAUGUAAUCUUCAGUAGAGUUUACGGAGAAUGAGAGGCUUUCUGUAAAUAAUGUAGACAUUACCACCAUUUCACUUAAUUAACUGACAGUUGCUUGAAUGAUAUACACGUCAUAGUACUGUAUUUUAUUUAUAAACAUGUUCAAAUCUUCCUCACCUACACAGUGGUAAAGAGUUGUACUGAAGCCAAAAUGCUGCUAUGAAUAUUGUCUAUUGCAAUUUUCCAAAAUAUGAUUCUCCUUACUAAUGGUUAUAUUCUGUUUCCAGGUCGUGUUGACGCUCCUAAUUGUCAUCUGGGGCCUUCGGCUGGGAAUCUUUUUAUUAAUGAGGUACGCUGGGAAGACAUUUCAGAUCAAGGUCAACUUUUUUACAUUGUUAGAAAGUCGGGGGUCCCUUGUAAAGAGGAGAUUUUGUGUGGCAUUUAGGUGUUGGUGGGAGAAUCAGUUUGGAGCGGUAUGUGGAUUCUGUGAGUGGAUGCCAUCACAAAAUUACGUACAACAGUCCAUUAGAUACAAUGGCAAUCAAUUUACUGUCUUUUUAGAGUUAUUUGACCAUCCAAAGUGGCUUUUAUAACCACUGGUUUAUUUCUAUAAUAACUAAUUUGGGGCUACUCUUAACGCAUCGGUCUCUCCUCUAUUCCCUAAUUUAUUGACUGCGACAUUAGGCUUAAGAUUUAAAUGGCAGCGCAGAGGGUAGGUGUUAUAUGGCAGAACACGAGUUUAUGCACAUCGUGUACAUAGGCAUGUGUUUUAUCAUUAUAAGUGGACAUGAAACAAUGGCAGUCUUGUUUGAAAAAGAUAGUAUUUGCACCUGAUUUCUCACCGUGUUAGAUAUGCGUUUGUACCAUAACUGAAUAUUGAAAAGAUAACUCCAAUAAGUGGGAUUUUGAUGUGAUGAACUGCUGGAUAGAGAGAUGAAAAGAACCCUAUCAGUAUCAAGUAUGUAGCCUGCCUUAUGAUCAGUUUGUUAGACGAUUCUUUGUUCUGUUUCAAUUUUAAGGAUCCUUUCCUGUUCCAUUACAAUUGCAGGUUCUCUGGAUGUGGUAUCCUGAUGUGGUCUAUUUUGCCUAAAGUGUGAUAUACGUUGCUUGCAUUGACAGGAUCUUGCAGUGGGGAGAAGACAGGCGUUUUGAUGAAAUGCGCAGCAACCUUGCUAAAUUAGCCGUCUUCUGGAUAUUUCAGGUUUCUUAUUUUCUACGUGUAUUGGCUACAAAUGGUGAUAAAAUUCCGUCACUUUAUCUGAUUAUUGAUUCUGAAAAACUAUGGUUUUAACAGGCUGUUUGGGUCUGGACGGUGAGCUUGCCUGUCACGAUUGUCAAUGCCAGCAAUAGGAACCCAUCGGUCAAACCCCAAGAUGUCAUUGGAUGGCUCAUGUGGCUUGUAGGUCUCUUAGUCGAGGCAGGUGCCGAUCAGCAGAAGCUCUCAUUCAAGAACUUGGCAUCCAGCAGGGGGAAGUGGUGCAACAUUGGUCUUUGGAAAUAUUCACGGCACCCAAAUUACUUUGGCGAGGUGAGCCCAGUAAUUUCUUCUUCCUGGUAUUCCCCUUGAUCUUCAUCUUCUUGAUGCACAGAAAAAUAUUGAAUGAAUCACCUCCUUGACGCUGAAUAUUUUUUUUUGCUGUAUAUCAUUUCCCACUUAAAUUCGCAACACAGUCACCAGGGUUUUAGUCGUUCUUACUCUCCACUACUGCUUCUGCCCAAAUUAUCCAUCUUACACAGAUUUUCCGGGUAUAUUUUAAUUUGAUUUCUGAUGAUUGGCAAUAAUAUGAUUUCUUGUAUGUAUUGCUGUACUAAUUUAUUAAUAUAUGAAUUACUAACUAAAAUGCAUCAAAUGCUUUUUUAUUAAUUGCGGGUGUUUAUUAGUUGACAAUUUGAUUCCCCUUGAUCAUCUUCUUGUGCCCCCACGAAGUUCCAUUAAUUAUUUGCCAAACUGCUCCAUCUCCUUCAGAUCUUCCUCUGGUGGGGAGUCUUCCUGGCUUCCACCCCUGUUCUGGAAGGCGCCGAGUGGCUAGUAAUCUUCGGCCCAGUCUUCCUCACUCUCCUGCUCCUCUUCGUCAGUGGGAUCCCCCUUCUUGAGGUUCUCCCCCCCGUCUUUCCUUCCACCAUUCCCAAUCAGAUACAUUCCAAAUCUUCAUCAUUCUAACAUUCUCCUUUCUGAUGGUUUCCUUAAUUAGCAAUCGGCCGACAAGAAGUACGGCAGCAAUGAAGAGUAUCAGGCCUACAAAAACACCACGAGGUGGGUCUCCAUGGAAGAAUUAUCUCAUGAUAUUAAAUUAACUUGUAUGAUAUUAACUUAUAUAUUUUUAUUUAUAUCUUUGUAGCCCUCUCAUUCCAUUGCCCCCUGUGGUGUAUGGAGCAUUGCCCAAAUGGUUCAAAGCUGCUGUGCUCUUUGAGUUUCCCCUCUACAACAAGAAUUUUCGACCUGAGGGGAGCUUGACAUAA